CACCAAGUAGAACAUGACGCUGUGGAGGCUCUCCAAGGCUCUGCAAAGGAGACAGGCUUCAAUUUGUGCGCAUGGUGCUGCGGCCGUCGCUCGUACAAAUGCUAACUGAAGGGAUUCUGGAGGACGAUUUUGACAAAAAUGGAGAUGCGUGGUGCGCUCAACGGGACCUCGAGCACGAUCUCCAUUUGGCCGCCAAGCUCGGCAAAACACUCCUGGACCGCAACCGCGAGCUGGAGCAGGCGCUGCAGCAGAUGUACUCCACCAACCAAGAGCAUUUGCUGGAAAUAGAGUAUUUGGCCAAGCAAGUGGAGCUGCUGCGUCACAUGAACGACCAGCAUGCCAAAGUUUAUGAGCAGCUGGACCUGUCCACCAAGGAGCUGGAGCGGGGCAACAAGAGGCUAGUGCAGGACGACCGCCUGGCCCAGAACAAGAUCAACAGUCUGACCGAGUCCAUCGAUGGGCUUCAAACGCACAUGGAGGGUCUGCAGAAGCAGGUGGAGGCGCUCACGUCUGCCCAGUCGGAGCGGAACAAACAAGAGCAGCGGCGCCACCUCAGCGCACAGAGCGUUUCCUGUCUUAAGGGGCUCUAUGACUUGCACCAAGACAGGUGUGUAGCUAAUAGGCGACAAAUAGAGGGACCACUGUCGCCGCAGGGAUCCGUGUACGACCGAAACCGACGCCAAGACCCAGAAGAGGAACACGAGAUCCUCCUCCGCUCAGUCCAAACUCUCCAGGCUCAGCUGGCAGCAGAAAAGAUCCGUCGUGAGGCUGCGGAACGCGAGAGCGAGCUCACGGCCAACGACAAGGAAGGCCUGGAGCAGCGGCUCCACAUGUUGGUGGGUUGCAGGACCAGGCAGAUGGAGCUGGAGGCCCAAGUCGAGCAACUGAGACUCAUGUGGCUCGCCGACUGCACGGCCAGCAGGAAGCCAGACCAACUACUUCUUCCUGACUCGGUGUUCUACACUUCAGACGAUAAACUCGAAGCGGAUAUAGGCGAGUCUGAGGAGACGGGCGAGGAGACGGCUGAGGACCGGGAGAAGGACCGUCAGCAGCAGAGAUCUAACAGCACAGCAAGCGCAUCGGAUGAUCACGACAAGAUGUGUGUAAGGCGAGCGGAGGUGGUGAAGCAGAGGGGCAUCUUGCUGCUCAACGAGGUGGACGCGCAGUACAAUGCGCUGCAGGUGAAAUAUGACCAGCUGCUACAGCGGUGUCAGCAGGCGAGCGCGGGGCUCACUCACAAGUCCGUCCAGACAUCCUGCAGUCCGUCCACGAGCGUUCGCCCUCGCUGCCGCCUCUCCGGCUUGGCGAGACAACCCUCGCUGGUGUCUGAGGAGCCAGAGUACAAAGUCCUCUUUAAGGAGAUUUUCACCCGCAUCCAGAAGACCAAAGAAGACCUGCACGAGAACAAACUUGUCAGCGACUCGUCCACCAUGUGAUUGUAUCAGUCCUCAUCCUGGAAUGUUGUGCACUUUGUGUGCUUUUUCUUUGAAACUACCCUGGUGCUUAAUGCUUAUUGAACAUUGUGCCAAGUUUCUAUUCAAAUGCUACUAUGCUUUAGUCAGUAGUCAGCACUGAUCCUUUUGUUUAGUCUUUUUUUCCCCUCAAUUACUUGAAUUAUGGACAGUAUUUAAAAAAAAAAAAAACAUUUUUGAACCUACUUCCUAUCAACUCCUCCAAAGGCCA
Molecule: messenger RNA, 1683 nt
Organism: Hippocampus comes (tiger tail seahorse)
Lineage: Eukaryota; Metazoa; Chordata; Actinopteri; Syngnathiformes; Syngnathidae
Gene: cdr2a
Product: cerebellar degeneration-related protein 2a
Exons: 8
Coding region: 72-1436 (454 amino acids)
Source: RefSeq, a predicted model, not a curated record